This is a messenger RNA of Cladocopium goreaui, 1117 nucleotides long. Lineage: Eukaryota; Dinophyceae; Suessiales; Symbiodiniaceae. The record is from the annotation of a GenBank genome assembly.
UUUCUCGCAUCAAGGGGGGUCUUGCCACCAAUGUCCUUGAGGUCCGAGGCUUCAACUGCCGAAGCCAGGGAACUUUCACACGGUCCAAACAUGCUGCCGCUGCCGCCUUUCUGCUCCAGAAUCUGCCGGCGGUCCCUUCGAAGCCAUGCAGGCACCGAAAAACCUUAGCAGCUCGCCUUGGGCAUCAGCGCCCUUCGCAAGGAGAACCGGCCACGGCCUCUUCGCCAGUGUCAAGAGACUCGUGUUUUCCGCGACCCGGUCGAUGCAAAAAUGUCGCUGCCAUCGCAAGACACUUUGCCAACCACAUGCAAAAGGGCUGAGUUUGGGGUUCUGCAAGCAAGUAACCCCACGAAGCAGGAAUUGCUUCUGAUUGAGAACGUGCCCCAGGCACUGAGCUUCAAGUGCCUGAGGCAGUUCUCAAUCAAGAGCAACUCCCGCUUUGUUUCAAUUGUGCUUCUAAAUUGGAGGUCGGUUGUUCUGUGUCGUUUGAAUUCUGCCCUUUCUAUACUGUUUAUUUUUUUUUUAGAAACAUGUCCAGAAAUCAAUUCACGCCGCCAACCCUCUUCUCCACUGCUCGGCUGCAAUGUCCUUUAUGCUUUGAAGUUUAGCUGGCGCAACAAGACUAAAGCUCGCUUCGAAGUUCGAUACCUCACAGCUGAGUCAAAGUGUUGUGUUGCAUCCGCCACCUCACAAGUCUAGGAUAAAAUUCCUUGGUCAAACAAAUGAUGCAGCUUGCAAGGCAAGCAUUGUAGCUGUUAAAUUUGGGACAUAUUCUCUCGAUGGCACAAAGUUGUUUGUGGUCUCAGAGCUUGAUCAGUGGCAGUGUCCAACUGCCACAAACGAGUGCUGUUGUCGACACCCUUGAGAUGAGAAGUUUCAUUGCCUUCAGAAAUUUCAGAACAUCUUCCACACUUCUUUGACAUUCUUGGAUUGUCCCCAAGGGAGAAGAAAAAAGGUGAAUAAAGAGAUUCCAUGAGAUUCCUUUCUUUGUCCACCAGUGGGGGCCUCAUUGGUGGCUCCAUGGCUCGCGCAAACCAAAUCCGGGGAGGGGCCAACUCCAUGGUCGAUGAGGAUUUGAUGAGGCGAAUGUUGCGAGGAUCUGAUGGCGUUUGAGCAA